AUGAUGGUCGGAGAGAUGGGUGGAUGCGCUGUUUUCUCUUGUCCCCCUGGCUUGUUGCCGUUUAUUAUUGGCGUUUUUGAAGAAAGCGAACUGACAGACGUUGCAGUACCUGGAGUACCUACAUUUGGAGCCCAGCCACCAUCGUCGGUAGCAGAUUUGGGUGUCCGGACAGUAAUUGAUUACUUUGGUCUCUUUUGUGAAAACAAUAAAUUGAUGGCCUCGAUAUAUCCACGUGGAAUUGCUAUUGGUUUCUCUCUUGUGGGUGCAGAUGGUUCAUUAAACGGGAAAAAAGCACCUGCCACCUCUAUGCUAUGGUAA
This is a messenger RNA of Caenorhabditis elegans, 318 nucleotides long. It is a transcript of the gene F16G10.1, whose product is annotated as Glutaminase. The coding region runs from base 1 to 318 and encodes 105 amino acids. Lineage: Eukaryota; Metazoa; Nematoda; Chromadorea; Rhabditida; Rhabditidae. The transcript has 2 exons. The record is from RefSeq and is marked reviewed.